Messenger RNA from Penicillium odoratum, 1002 nucleotides. RefSeq lists its product as uncharacterized. Lineage: Eukaryota; Fungi; Ascomycota; Eurotiomycetes; Eurotiales; Aspergillaceae. Bases 1 to 1002 code for a protein of 333 amino acids. The record is from RefSeq and is a predicted model, not a curated record. The transcript has a single exon.
AUGAAGUACGAGACAUCCAGUAUGUCAUCCUCAUCAAGAAGAAGGCACAAGGCACACCCAACUCUGCCAAACCUAUCCAAUGCAUCCAGCUCUCUGAGCUCCCGCAGGAAACAAUCAAGCCCUGGAACACGGCCUCCCUUGGAUCCAUCUAUGAUCUCACCUCCGAGCUUGAUCAACCCGGUGACCAUGGAGCCGCAUGCCACACACUUCGACCAGGCCUUGUUCAUCCCUGCCAAUGAUGGCGCAAGCCCUAUUCCCAGCCCUGUGGCCAGCUCCCCUCCUAUUUCGCGCCAGUGGACUGCUACCUCCAUGGAGCGUCCGUCUAUCUCCACCAUGGAUGCCUACUGUGAGCAAUCCGUUUGGGAAUCAGACUCAGAAAACGAGUCAAUUAGCAACAAAUCACUCUCCCGCAAACCUAUCGAUACAUUACGCAAAGUUCGCAGCAGGGCUAAGUUACGCGCCGCCAAAUCUCAACCUCGCCUACGCCAAGCUGUGCUCGAUGACCACCUCCCUGAACGCUUCCCAUGUAUGCCAGAUGAUGCUCCCAUCGAGUUUCAUGACCCCUUCCGGGGUGGCAGCAUAGAUCGCCCUAGCACUGGUCGGCCCAGUAUUAGCCGCCCCAGCACCAGCCGGGAUGGCUCAAGGGCUCACCCUCUUCAAACCCUCCGGCUAGUUGCACCGUCAUCCGUCUCCCUUGUCAAGCCUCGCUCCCAACAUAACAGCAGCAGUGGUCUCCAUGAUAGUGCCACUGAGUCCGAAAUGGACUGGUCUGCAGCUGCAGCCAUGCAAGCCCAGUACCGUCGUCGUGAACGCUCCGACACACCUGAAUUCGCCAAACCAGAAAAAGAGCAGCUCACAUCCAUGUGCUACGAGCAACACUCCCAGGCCACUUUUCAAGACGCAGCCCAAGAACAGAAGCCCUUUUUCCGCCGCAUGCUAGACUCCAUUCGAUCACUCAACUGCGCCCGCCCUACGAAAUCAACCACGACUACUACUAUCUGA